UGGGAGCUGGAGGCCUGGUACCAGGACCUGCAGGAGGUGCUGGCGGCCGCAGAGCCCAGCGGAGCGCCCCCGCCAUGGGGGCCCGAGCAGGGGGCGCUGCGCGGCGCGGAGGGCGCGGGCCCGGAGCCCUGCGCGCUGGACGCUGCCCUGGCUGCGGAGCUGCUGCAGCUGCUGGGGCCGGAGAGCGGGGCCGGCCCCGAGCCAGCGCCGCUGGGCGCAGCCUCCGCCCGCGGGUCCCGGUCCCGGUCCCAGCCCCAGGAGGCGGCGGCCGCUGCCCGGCGCGGGGUGAAGCGGCAGCGCUGCGGCGGCCCCGCGGCGAGCAGGGAGCGCGCCGGCGAGCAGCGGGUGCUGGAGCUGACGGCCCACAACGAGCGGCUCCGCGCAGAGAUCCAGCGGCUCAGCACCGAGGUGCAGCGCACCCGGGCCGCCCUCAUCGACCGCAUCGUGAACCUCCGGCGGGCCUAGGAGCGCUGCGGCCCCGCAACGAGCGGGACCAGGACUCU
This is a messenger RNA of Neopsephotus bourkii (Bourke's parrot), 503 nucleotides long. RefSeq names its product DNA damage inducible transcript 3 (gene DDIT3). Gene Ontology annotation, biological process: intrinsic apoptotic signaling pathway in response to endoplasmic reticulum stress; ER overload response; positive regulation of intrinsic apoptotic signaling pathway. The transcript has 2 exons. Lineage: Eukaryota; Metazoa; Chordata; Aves; Psittaciformes; Psittacidae. Gene Ontology annotation, cellular component: CHOP-ATF4 complex; CHOP-C/EBP complex; cytoplasm. Gene Ontology annotation, molecular function: RNA polymerase II cis-regulatory region sequence-specific DNA binding; DNA-binding transcription activator activity, RNA polymerase II-specific; transcription factor binding. The annotation marks the transcript as partial. The record is from RefSeq and is a predicted model, not a curated record.